UCAAAUCUCCAUUUUUAGUGAGCUGGCAUUAGUGGGCUGUGACCUUUAGAAGAGUUUCUUAACCAUGCCAGGUAGAAAGGCAAAAGGGGGCUCCAGUUGUCUAAUUGCUCUUCCUCUAGGUCAGAUGACACUUUCAUAAAGAAGUUUCCCUGAGGGCUCGCCUUUGUUUCAGAAAACUGAAGGCACUGGAUGGAUUUCAAAAUGAUUGCCCUUUCCCUCCCCUCGCCUGAAGCAAGAGGGCGUUUUUCUCUGAUCUUCACUGUGAGAACCUCAAGUGGCUUCUGAAGAAGCUCUUGAAAAUUGCAUCAAGUCUAAAGUGAACCAGCUCACUCUCAGGCAGAACUAUAACCAUGAGCAACAAUGGAACAGACCUAACCCUUGGUUUCAUCUCCUCUUCUGUAGCCAUCCUUUUGUUUGGCUCAAACUAUGUACCACUUAAAAAAUAUGAUACUGGUGAUGGAAUGUUUCUCCAGUGGGUACUUUGUGCUGCUAUAUGGUUGGUUGCUUUGGUGGCCAAUCUGGUAUUACAUUGCCCUAAGUUUUGGCCUUUUGCAAUGGUGGGGGGCUGCAUUUGGGCAACUGGGAACAUUGCUGUUGUCCCAGUGAUGAAAACCAUUGGUUUGGGUCUUGGACUCUUAAUCUGGGGAUCAUUUAAUGCCUUAACUGGUUGGACAAGCUCAAGGUUUGGCUGGUUUGGAAUGGACGCAGAAGAAGUAGCAAAACCACUGCUAAAUUACUUGGGCGCUGGGCUAUCAGUAGUCAGUACUUUCAUAUUUUUCUUCAUCAAAAGUGAAAUACCAAAGAACACGUGUUCUAUGGAUACCACACCAUUAAUGACAGAGCAUGUGACCAACAAAACUCAAGACCCCUGUCCUGGCUCCUCCUGGGUGGAUAAACUUUCUCCAGUGCAGUCCCGAAUGGUGGGCUGCAGUCUUGCAGUGAUAUCUGGAAUACUCUAUGGAUCCACAUUUGUGCCAAUCAUUUAUAUCAAGGACCACAGCAAAAGAAAUGAUAGUAUAUAUGCAGGGGCAAGCCAGUAUGAUUUAGACUAUGUUUUUGCACACGCCAGUGGCAUCUUUCUUACGAGUACCAUCUACUUUCUGGCUUACUGUAUAGCCAUGAAAAAUAAUCCUAAACUAUAUCCUGAAGCAGUCUUGCCAGGAUUUCUGUCGGGAAUACUUUGGGCAAUAGCCACCUGCUGCUGGUUCAUCGCUAAUCACUCUCUCAGCGCUGUGGUCAGUUUUCCCAUCAUCACUGCUGGUCCAGGAUUUGUAGCUGCAAUGUGGGGUGUCUUCAUGUUUAAAGAAAUACAGGGUCAACAAAACUACCUAUUAAUGAUAUUUGCAUUUUGCAUCAUCUUGACUGGAGCAUUGUGCACUGCUUUUUCUAAAACCUAGCAACCACAUGACCAGCAGGUGGCAGCAGUGAUUAAGAGAAGGCCUCUACUGGACACUAGACAGAUAAUGCUGAGAACAGAGAUCAUUUUCAUACCGCAAAUGGAUCUCAACUCAUCUUGGAGUGGGUAAAUGAUUUUUUUUCAUAAGUGUGAGAAUAAAGGAAAACAUUUUCAGUCAAGUAAAAAAAUGAAAAAUUAUUCUGAUGAACUUUUUUGAAGGUAGGACUUUAGGGAGUGACUAGAAUGUCUACAUUCUUACAGUAUCCUAUCUAAGGGUGCUCUUUAUUCUUUUCAGUACUUUUAAAAAUUUCAAAAUAAGCAUGCACACACAAAUAAAAAAGACAUAGUUGGGAAAUUUUCCAACUCAAGAGUUUCCUCUCCUACAGAUAGAAGCCAGAAACUCACUCUCCUAGCCUUCCUUGCGGUAGGAUGUGCUGCUCCUGACGGUGUAGCCUCCAAGCCCAAUGUUGUGGUCCUGCUGGGGAUUCUGUGAGCUACCUAAUCAAGUUGUAUGAUAAACUUAGCCUCAUUAAAAACAAACUCAGAAAUAUAUUUAUAGCCUAUUUUAAUCAACUUUAAUGAAGUGUAAUUUCUAUCCAAUGAAAUUCUCCCAUUUUAAGUGGACAGUGCUCUGAGCUCCAGCAAAUGCACACGUAUAUGAACACCACUACAAUCUAGAGACAGAACAUUUCCAGGAACCCCAAAUGUUCCCUUCUGCCCCUUUGUAGUUAACCCCCAAGACAAGGCCACCAAUGAUCUGUUUUCUGCCUUUCUAGAUUACGUUGGUCUGUUCUAAAGUUUUAUGUACAAGGAAUCACAUCAGUAUGUACCCUUCUGUGUUUGAUUUCUUUCACCUUAUAGCCAUUUUAUAUAUUUUUUUACUGUGCACAGAUGAUGUGUUGUAGAAUUGUGCACCUGAAACCUGUAUAAAUUUGUUAACCAGUAUCACCCCAAUACAUUUAUAAAAAGGGAAAAAACAUUUUUGCUUCUCUGAAACAAUUAUAAUUCUCAAUUAUUUUUGCUAGUGUAUAUUCAAAAUAACAAC
Myotis lucifugus (little brown bat) is the source of this 2441-nucleotide messenger RNA. It is a transcript of the gene TMEM144, whose product is annotated as transmembrane protein 144. The record is from RefSeq and is a predicted model, not a curated record. Lineage: Eukaryota; Metazoa; Chordata; Mammalia; Chiroptera; Vespertilionidae. The transcript has 12 exons. The coding region runs from base 351 to 1397 and encodes 348 amino acids. Gene Ontology annotation, molecular function: carbohydrate transmembrane transporter activity. Gene Ontology annotation, biological process: carbohydrate transmembrane transport. Gene Ontology annotation, cellular component: membrane.